Molecule: messenger RNA, 1293 nt
Organism: Adineta steineri
Lineage: Eukaryota; Metazoa; Rotifera; Eurotatoria; Adinetida; Adinetidae
Source: the annotation of a GenBank genome assembly
AUGCAUAAUAACCAAAUUUUCAGUGAAUAUUCGAAUGAAAAUAACAAAUCACGUAAAUGGUGGCAUCGACGUUGGUUUAAGUUUGUUUGCAUCUCUUUGAUCAUUAUAACAAUAUUUGCAGUUAUCCUCUCUGUGGUAUUAAUAUCUGUCGGUGUUUCAUCGAAGAAAUCAGAGAAUGCUACUACUAUUACAAUAUCAUCAUCACUGACAACAAUAAUGAAAACAACAACAACAACGUUAUCACAGUCAACAGUAACAAUAACACUAUCAACAGAAGCAACGACUAUCACUACUACUCAGAAUUUAGGAUGGAUUAAUAGUAGUAAUAUGAAUUAUCCACGAUAUAGACAUACAGCAUCAAUAUUACCAGGAGGAAAAAUAUUAGUUGCUGGUGGAUUAGAUGAUAAUACCGCUAUAAAUACUGUUGAAUUAUAUGAUCCAUCAAUAAAAACUUGGACAACAACUAGUAACAUGAUUGAUAAACGAUGGGAGCAUACAGCAUCGAUAUUGAUAAAUGGAAAAGUAUUAAUUACCGGCGGAUAUAAUAAUGCUGCUCUAAAAAGUACUGAGUUGUAUGAUAUAUCAAAAGGAACGUGGAGACAUACUACCAGUAUGAAUCAUGCAAGAUAUUAUCAUACAGCAUCUGUAUUAACAAAUGGAAAAGUAUUAGUUACGGGUGGAUCUAUUAGUGGUAUUCCAAAUAGUGCUGAGUUGUAUGAUUCAUCAAUAGAAACAUGGACAUCUACCAGUAAUAUGUAUAAUGGAAGAUAUUAUCACACAGCAUCGAUAUUGACAAAUGGAAAAGUAUUAGUUACUGGUGGAUAUAACACUGGUGGUGCUCUCAACAGUACAGAAUUAUAUGAUUCAUCAGUAGGAACUUGGAAAAUUACUGGUAGUAUGCAUAAUGCUAGAUAUUAUCAUACAGCAUCUGUACUAACAAAUGGAAAAGUGUUAGUAACUGGUGGAUCAAAUGGUAGUGCUUUAAAAAGUGUUGAACUAUAUGAUCCAUUAUUAGAAACUUGGAAAAUUACUGGUAGUAUGCAUAAUGCUAGAUAUUAUCAUACGGCAUCUGUAUUAAUAAAUGGAAAAGUAUUAGUUACGGGUGGAUAUGAUGGUGGUGCUUUAGAUAGUGCUGAGUUAUAUGAUCCAUUAACAGAGAUUUGGACAACAGUUGAUAAUAUGAAAAAUAGACGAUGGGUACACACUGCAUCUGUACUGCCAAAUGGACAAGUUUUAAUAACUUGUGGAUAUGAUAAUCAUACUUUAGAUACUAAUGAAAUAUAUAAUCCAUAA